AGUAGCUCGAUGACUACGUCGCUCGCUCACGUGACCGCGUGACGUCAGUACGUGUCUCCUAUCAGCCCGUACAGUCUGUGAUCUACCGGUUUAUCAGGGAAAGGUGAUGUCCGCUUCGUCCUCGUGUGAUCUCUGAAGGAUCGUACAGGAGAGACGGACAAAUAUGGCGCAUAAGAGCACAAUAAGUACCCUGAUGGACAUGGUGCCGGGGAAGCGGAGAUUCGGCAUAUACCGUUUCUUACCUUUCUUUUUUGUCCUCGGAGGAGCCAUGGAAUGGUUUAUGAUCAACGUACGAAUUGGCAAAGAAACGUUUUAUGAUGUGUACAGAAGACGUCAGGCAGAGAGACUGUAUGAAGAAAAAGGUUUACUGGCUGCAAAGAGCCAACCCUGAUACCAACCCACCAACGUAUAUACCCUGAUGGAUAAUAAAUCUUUAUUUUUUACUCAUCUCACCUUGGGAUUGGCCGUUACUCAACAACAUGUAUUAAAAUUGGUCAGUUUCACCCAAGCGUCAUAUAGGUUUAUAUCUGCUGGUUCGGGAUUUCCAGGUGUAAUCGGAGCACAGAAACACUUCCAUAUAAAACGUUUGAUCUUCACCAUUGUGAUUGUCCACACGGAUUAUGGCGAUUAACAUCGUGGGAUUCAUAUUUAGGGAAAAACAAGACAUACAUUGUAGCUGUAUAUACAGUACAUAACACCGUAACCUGUACGAUGGAGUACAAUGUAACAGUAACCAGGAGGCCUCCAGCUGUUGCAA
Molecule: messenger RNA, 757 nt
Organism: Hyla sarda
Lineage: Eukaryota; Metazoa; Chordata; Amphibia; Anura; Hylidae
Product: ubiquinol-cytochrome-c reductase complex assembly factor 5
Exons: 3
Coding region: 164-391 (75 amino acids)
Source: RefSeq, a predicted model, not a curated record